AAAAUAUGAGAUUACUACCAUUUUACUUUUUUCUUGCUCUCUAUCUCGGGGCUCGUGCUGCCGAGGCCGAUGUCUCUUUCUCUAUGUUGGGCUCGACCAGCGAAACCUACAAACAGUUCAUAAAGAACGUACGUAGUGCCCUCACAGUGGGAUCACAAAUCGUGUACGACAUACCCGUGUUAAAAGCAACAGCAACGGGAUCGGCGCGGUUCUUACUAGUGCAUCUCACAAACUAUAACAGUGAAUCCAUCAUUGUGGCAAUAGACGUAGUGAAUGUAUAUGUUGUAGCAUAUCGAGCUGGGAACAAUGCUUACUUUCUAAACGAUGCUUCAGCUGAAGCAGACAGAGUGUUGUUUCAAGGCAUCAAUCACGUGAAACUUUCCUAUAAAGGAAACUACGAUGGACUUGAGACAGCAGCAAAGAUUUCAAGAGAGAAAAUUGAUCUUGGGUUUUCUGAAAUAAGUAGUUCUAUCGGCAACAUGUUCCAUCAUAACGCUGGUACUUCUGUCCCUCGAGCAUUCAUUGUGAUCAUCCAAUCAGUCUCAGAAGCUGCAAGAUUUAAGUACAUUGAGCAAAGAGUUUCUGAAAAUGUUAAGACUACGUUCAAGCCAGAUCCUGCCUUCUUAAGUUUACAAAAUCGUUGGUCCGAUCUAUCUGAACAAAUACAGAUUGCACAGAAGCGAGGAGGGGAGUUUGCUCGUGCUGUUGAGCUUCGAACUGUUAGCAACAAACCAAUUCUUGUAACUGAUGUUAGUUCGCCUGUUGUGAAAGGCAUUGCACUUCUAUUGUACUACAAAGUUAGUGUCGUCAUGGAUGAUAACAUUAUCAAAGUGCCAAUGGCUACCUACUAAACUACUAGAUGAAUCAAAUCGUAUGCACUAUGUAAGAUAAUUAAUAAUAAAGGAUAUCUAU
Messenger RNA from Momordica charantia (bitter melon), 912 nucleotides. The record is from RefSeq and is a predicted model, not a curated record. NCBI's taxonomy places the organism in Eukaryota, Viridiplantae, Streptophyta, Magnoliopsida, Cucurbitales, Cucurbitaceae.